Messenger RNA from Hevea brasiliensis (rubber tree), 1489 nucleotides. RefSeq names its product 1-aminocyclopropane-1-carboxylate oxidase homolog 4-like. The record is from RefSeq and is a predicted model, not a curated record. NCBI's taxonomy places the organism in Eukaryota, Viridiplantae, Streptophyta, Magnoliopsida, Malpighiales, Euphorbiaceae. Bases 201 to 1289 code for a protein of 362 amino acids. The transcript is spliced from 3 exons.
AUAAUAAAUUAAGAAAUUAAAUAAGUUUUAAUUUCUUUUUUAUUUUUUAAUAAACAAAAUUUCAUCAGUAAACGAUUGGAGAUGACCGCAUGAUCCAUCCAUUGUCGCGUUGUACCAAUAUUAAACCCAGACUCCGUCUUCUUCAUCUUUAGAUUACAAGUCGCAGAACCUACACCAAAUCACCAACCAAAGCAAGAAUCAUGGCGGUUGAGGCAACCCAUCAGGAGUAUAAUCAUUUGGAAGAGGUGAAACGAUUCGAUGAUUCUAAAAUCGGAGUUAAAGGCCUGGUUGACUCUGGCCUCACCUCCAUUCCCCGCAUGUUUAUCCACCCAACCGGAGCGCUAUCCGAUCUUAAAUCCGUUCCGAAAUCCGAAUCCCAAGUCAUCCCCACCAUUGACCUUUCAGGCGUUGAUUCAGACAGGAGGCGGGCGAUUGUGGAGCAGGUUUCACAUGCCUGUCGGAAACUUGGAUUUUUUCAGAUCGUGAAUCAUGGGGUGCCGCUGGAAGUUAUGAACCGGACGAUUGAGGCGGUCAAGGCGUUUCAUGAGCUGCCGACGGAGUUCAAGAAGCAGUGGUACCGGAGGGAGAUGGGUACUGGAGUAUCUUUCAUUUCCAACGUUGACUUGUAUAACGCUAAAGCUGCGAGCUGGAGGGAUACACUUCAGGUGAGAUUGGGUCCUGUCCCAGCAGAGGUUGAGGGCAUCCCUGAAAUUUGUAGGAACGAGUUACUUGAGUGGAACCAACAGGCUACACGAGUUGCAGAGAUGUUGAUGGAGUUGCUGUGCGAAGGGCUGGGAUUGAAGCCAAGAAGAUUGAAGGAGAUGACUUUUUUGGAAGCCAAGACACUUGUGGGCCAUUACUAUCCACACUGCCCUCAACCUGAUCUCACCUUUGGAAUUACAUCGCAUACUGAUCCUGGGGUUUUGACAGUACUGCUUCAGGACCAUAUUGGAGGCUUGGAGGUUAAGGACGGUGAGGGUUGGGUUGAAGUCAAACCUCUCCCUGGAGCUCUUGUUAUUAACAUUGGAGAUAUACUUCAGAUCCUUUCCAAUGAUGAAUACAAAAGCGUAGAUCAUAGAGUGUUGGCUAAUCCUUCACCCGAUCCACGAGUUUCCACCGCAAUUUUCUUCAACGCUGGUAACAGAGUCUGCUUGUAUGGACCCUUUCCAGAGCUAGUGUCACCCGAAAAACCAGCUCUUUACCGGCAGUUUAUGCUCAAUGAUUACAUGAGAAGGUUCUUCACAAAAGAUUUGGCAGACAAGACUUUGACAGAUUACUAUAGGAUUUAAGUUAAAAGAAAACAGGACAGAAAAAUAGUACACUUGCGUUUAUGUUUUGUAAACAGAGACUGCAUAAAUAAAGUACAGCAAUGACAGAAAAAUAGUACAAUUGCUUUUAUGUUUUGUAAACAGAGGCUGCAUAAAUAAAGUGCAGCAAUACUUUGCGACAUUGAACAAAUAACAUCAUAAAGAUUACUUGGGUGUGCAAA